CAGCACCGCAGUCCAGUUGCGUGGCCGUUGCCCGAGUGCGCUCCCCUGAGGCCUAGCGAGCCCGAGCCCUGACCUGACUGUGGCACUGCUCGUGCCAGCCUGCGAGUGCCAGACUGCGCUGCGGACUGGGGUCUUUUAUGGCUCAGGUUCAAGUUCUGCAGGCUCCGACUCCGUCCUCCUCCAUCAUCCGUUCUUGGGUCUCGCCGCAGCCAAAGCGCCAGAUUACCAGCCCAGCGUCCACGUCGGUUUCAAGUUCAACUUUCUAACUCCCAACCACUGCAUCCAUCUUUCAUCCCAUUCCAUAUCAUCAUCAAACUCUAUCACCAGUGAAUCAACCUCUCUCUCUAUCAAGACUAUCACGAUACACCAUCAUUCCCGGCGCGUCUCUCCCAUUUCCGGUGUAUCCUAUUGUCGUCGCUUGACAACCGACACCUCUCCCGCAUCCAUCCUCCUCCUUACCUUCUACCAUGGCCGAACGCGAUCAACCAUAUGACCCUUACAUCCCCUCUGGGGGCCAAGGCGGUGCAGCGCCGGGAGGCAAUCAGAGAACAGCUGCUCUGCAAGCGCAAAUCGAUGACACAGUUGGUGUCAUGCGAGAAAAUAUCAACAAGGUGUCCCAACGAGGCGAGCGACUAGACUCACUACAAGACAAGACCGAUAACCUCGCCGUCUCCGCCCAGGGAUUCCGAAGGGGGGCAAACAGAGUCCGCAAACAGAUGUGGUGGAAGGACAUGAAGAUGCGAAUGUGUAUCAUUGCGGGCAUCAUCAUCCUUCUUGUUGUCAUUAUCGUUCCAGCCGUGGUCGUUUCCAAAUAAGCUGGUGCAGGACUUGGUACACUCAAACAACCUCCCGAAUGCUCCUCACGACCUGAUUAUCGAAUUUGUCUUUUUGGGCUAGCGUUUGUACAACUUGGAGCGAGCAAAACGAGUUCUAUCCGGGCCUGAAGUUGGGGGUUCUGCAGGUGCUUAUUGUUUGCCUGCGCGCGGACCUAAGAACAGCAGUUCCUCCCCGGAGCAGAACUGGAAGAAACGUUGGCGGAAUGAGAGCCCUCGGAUGGUAUGCUCAGGGGCGUCUAGUGGUGGAUGGACAAAGGGCAUACUUGUGACAAUAAUACCUAUGGGGUUUGAUACAACGGCGCAUUUCCAACCACGAUUCUACCAUCCACCGCUUCAGGAUCCAUAGUAGCUUCUUUCCUUUCAACGUGUGACUCCAACGAGGAUAUACUUCUACUGCCAGUGGAGCGCGCAAAGUGCCGGUACUGUACUUGGACUGGUGCAGGCUACAUACAUGUAGCAACACGAAUGAUAUUCUCCAUGCUG
Exophiala dermatitidis NIH/UT8656 is the source of this 1319-nucleotide messenger RNA. Its product is annotated as vesicle-associated membrane protein 4. The transcript is spliced from 3 exons. NCBI's taxonomy places the organism in Eukaryota, Fungi, Ascomycota, Eurotiomycetes, Chaetothyriales, Herpotrichiellaceae. Gene Ontology annotation, molecular function: SNAP receptor activity; syntaxin binding. Gene Ontology annotation, cellular component: SNARE complex; plasma membrane. Bases 468 to 815 code for a protein of 115 amino acids. Gene Ontology annotation, biological process: vesicle fusion; vesicle-mediated transport. The record is from RefSeq and is a predicted model, not a curated record.